UCUGCAGAUCUUCUAUUACUCCGGUGGAAAGCCGUUUCCGGGCUCGGUGCCGCAGUUUAAGUCUCGUGUGGAAUGGGCCGGAGACAUGAACAAGAAGGACGUGUCGAUCCGUGUGCUCCAGAUGCAGUUCAAGGACAACGGGACGUUCAGCUGCGACGUGAAGAAUCCUCCAGACAUCUCCGGACAGGUGUCCUUCACUAAAGUCAGGGUGGUCAUGAAAGAGGCUCUUCCUCAGACCAGCGCGGCGGUGAUCGUGUGCGGCGUGAUCGGAGCCGUGAUCGGCAUCAUCAUCAUCGCUGUGGUCACCUACCUGAUCAUCAGACGACAGGAGCCCAGUCACGACUACAGAGGCUGCACCUCGUUAGAGAGUGUGAGCUCACAGAACACUAGGGUGGGGAAGAAAGCGGAGUCUAGCAACGACAACUCCCGCUGCUCCAGCCCCUCUGCCCCCAUACAGGUACGAGACUGCAGCACUAUCGCGUCACAAGAUCAUGUUAACUGGAACACUGUGGAUGAGAGUGCCUUCAUCGACUAA
This is a messenger RNA of Sinocyclocheilus grahami, 535 nucleotides long. Its product is annotated as myelin protein zero-like protein 1. NCBI's taxonomy places the organism in Eukaryota, Metazoa, Chordata, Actinopteri, Cypriniformes, Cyprinidae. The record is from RefSeq and is a predicted model, not a curated record. Bases 86 to 535 code for a protein of 149 amino acids. The transcript is spliced from 3 exons. Gene Ontology annotation, cellular component: focal adhesion; cell surface; plasma membrane.